Tuber aestivum (summer truffle) is the source of this 734-nucleotide messenger RNA. The record is from the annotation of a GenBank genome assembly. NCBI's taxonomy places the organism in Eukaryota, Fungi, Ascomycota, Pezizomycetes, Pezizales, Tuberaceae.
AUGCGUUUGGCCACCUCCACCUUGGUAUCAAUCCUAGCUUCGGCCGUAACGGUUACUGCACACAACAUCCAGCUGCAUGCCCACAGUAGAGAAUGCUUUCAUGAGGCACUACACCGAGACGACCGGAUGACCGUAACCUUUCAGGUCGGUGAUCGGGAGUUUGGCGGAGCUGGAAAUUUGGAUAUUGAUUUCUGGGUGAGUUUGCCUCUUCCCACAGUUUGAUCCGGAAGGAAAGGGGAAGCGGAGUAUUGCCCCCCCUUUCCCAUUUACUAUGGCGGGUUCACGGGAGCGGUAGGGGCUAAUCAAAUCAAUAGAUUCAAGAACCCUCCGGUACUCUGAAAGUCAGCGAGCAUGCUGUCUCGUCCGGUGACCAUUCAUUCGAGGCACAAGUUGACGGUAGAUACACCUACUGCUUCUCCAAUGAGAACAGCAGCGUCGGUUCAAAGGAGGUUUCAUUCAACGUUCACGGCAUCGUCUACGUACCGGAGGAGCCCGAAUCUUCGGAUCCCCUAGAACGCGAGGUUAGGAGUUUGGGAGAGAUGUUGAACCAGGUCAAGGAUGAGCAGGAAUAUAUUGUUGUCCGGGAACGCGUGCACAGAAACACUGCUGAAAGCACGAACUCGAGAGUUAAGUGGUGGAGUAUUUUCCAGUUGGGUGUUGUUGGCGCAAAUGGUGUUUUCCAAGUGUGGUACCUGAAGCGGUUUUUCGAGGUAGGCUCUGGUGCUUUCAUGUAA